UGUACGGAAGGGAAUGUUGCCGAGUGUCAAUUGAAACAGCAGGGCUGAGUAAGAUUUACCCAAAAGACUCUAGUGUGGGAGCGGGAUUGAAUCCUCCCGAACGACCUAGUGCAACAUCAGGAACUACUGCGGGACUGCUGCAAAGUACUCCGCAAAGUACACACUAAUCGCGAGCUGGUGAGUGGCAGCCGUUGAGGAAGAGUGGGUGGAGGACGGGACCGGGGUAGGGGGUGGGCAAGGGUUGGGGCCCCCAUCGAUCGUUUUGAUCGCCAUCAUCAUCAUCCCCACCGCCACCUCCACCUCUACCUCCACCUCCCUUCCAUUCUUCCUUCGCUGUCGAUACUGCGUGUCUCAGCAGCUCUUUACUCCUCCGCGAGGAUCCAGACUCUCGGCACCAUGGACGCCCUGAACGCGAACCUGGAGAGCAUCACCCAAUACCAGAACUGGCGGGCCACUGUUUGGAUCCUGCUGCUCACCAGCAUCACCUAUGUCGUCGCCCGGCUUGCAUGGCGACCGUCUUUCCCCAAGAAUGCGCCGAAGCUGCUGAAGGAAGGGUAUCCCAUCGUCGGCGCCCUACGCUUCUUCUCCGAUCGCCGCAACUUUGCCCGCCAUGGAACAUCCGCGACCAAGACGGGUAACUUUAGCUUCUACUUUGGCAAGUACCAGAUCGUUGGCCUCUCGGGCCUGAACGGGCGCAAGACCUUCUUUGACAACAAGGACAUGAGCAUGGCAGAAGGCUAUGCCGUCCUCUUCACCACGACGCCGAGCAUACCCGAAGAUGCCAAAACUGCUGGCCAGCUGAGCUUCGACAAGUGGUUCAGCAGGACCAUCAUGGCGAUGCUGAAGAAGGAGAACUUCGUCAAGAACCUCCCCAUCUUGGUCGGCGACACGAGGUCGGCGUUGGAGCGGGCAGUUGCCCGCGGGGGCGAGGGCUCGACAUCGGGCCUCAUCGACCCCUUCGACGACCUCUACAAGAUCGUGUACCUGCUGACGAUGCGUACCGUCGGCGCAAACGAGAUCGCCCGGUCCCCCGAGCUCCUGGAGAAGACGCUGGGCCUGUUCGAGACAAUCGAGCGGUGCAGCUCGCCCACCCGCAUCAUCUUCCCCUGGCUGAUGACGCCGGCGCACUUGCGCAAGAUGUAUGCCGGCGGCAAGCUGUACAUGAUAUUCUCGAAGCUGGUCGAGGCCCGCAAGCAGGAGGGUCGGAGGGAGGACGAUGCGCUGCAGUUCCUCAUCGACAGCGGGGCUGAUAUGAUCCGUAUUCUCUCCUUCGUCCUCGGCGCGCUCUUCGCCGGUCAGCUCAACAGCGGCAUCAACGCCGGGUGGAUGUUCUCGUACCUCGCCACCACCCCCUACUGGUAUAAACAAGUGCAGGCCGAAGUCGACGCCGCGGUCGAGAAGCACCGCAAGAGCCCUGAUCAGCAUGCCCUCGAUGUCCUCUCGUCGCUGCCCAUCGAGAGCUGGGAAAGUGACUUCCCGUUGAUCGACCUGUGCCUGCGCGAGUGCAUCCGGUUCCAGCUCGUCGGCACGGCGUUCCGCAAGAAUGUCAGCGGCAAGGACAUUCCUAUCGGCAACGAUGGAGAAGUCGUUCCCAAGGAUGCCUUUGCUAUCUACCUCCUCGAUGACAUCCAUUUCAACCCCGAGAUUUACACAGAGCCCAACAAGUGGGACCCGGGCCGUUACCUCCCCGACCGAGCCGAGGACAAGAAGGAGCCACUCUCGUAUAUAGGGUGGGGUGUUGGUCGCCAUCCAUGCUUAGGAAUGAGAUUCGCGAAGCUCGAGAUGAGCAUCAUCGUGGCCACCUUCACCGCCAUGUUCGACUACACACUGGCAGAUCCUAAAGGCAACCCAAUCACAAGCACCCCCACAGUAGACCGGGACCGACACGCAGCACACAAACCAGCCUCGCCUGUACGACUCAAAUAUCAGCUUCGAAAACAGCCCGCAUAAUUUUCGCCCAAGUCCGCUAGAAGGGGGCAGAAGAAGUACGGCGGGCAGCAAUCUAGGUUUCGGGUGCGGGCCACAGGAGCUGAACGUUCAAUAUGCUAAUAUAUAUAUGGCCAUUGAAUAGCCCUAGCCUUGGAAUGGGCUUCAUGAGAGCGGAUAGCGAUUGGUAUUUACUUUUUGGCGCACCUUUUGGCCUACCUUUUUGGCUUCGCCUUUAGGAUGACCUCAAUUGACAUGUAUGAUUAGCACGAAUUUGGAAGAGUAGGUUGCCUAUGCCUUAUCAUCUGUAUCUUGAAGAAAGUGGGGUUAAGGGGGGGGGGUAGGGCAGUGCAUAUUUAAUCUACUGUUUACUCUACA
Messenger RNA from Phialemonium atrogriseum, 2304 nucleotides. Its product is annotated as putative cytochrome p450 6a1. The coding region runs from base 397 to 1950 and encodes 517 amino acids. The record is from RefSeq and is a predicted model, not a curated record. Gene Ontology annotation, molecular function: monooxygenase activity; heme binding; iron ion binding. Lineage: Eukaryota; Fungi; Ascomycota; Sordariomycetes; Cephalothecales; Cephalothecaceae. Gene Ontology annotation, biological process: sterol metabolic process. The transcript has 6 exons.